AUGCUCUCUUUUCCCUUCCAAGAUGAUUACAGAGCCUGGGACCUUCAGAAAAGCCACCUCUACAAACCAGAACAAGCGUACCACCCCCCGACGGUGAGAUUCGGGAACCCCACCACCUUCCAGGAUGACUACGUGCCCCGGGCCGCCCAGCCCCGGCAGAGCUUCAAACCGGGGGCCGCGGCCCCGCUUUCCACGGCCCCUUUCCACGGCGACACCAGCCACCGCCGGGACUUUGUGCCUUAUGAGCUCGAACCCAAGCCUGCGCGGCCGAAACGCCCCUACAAGCCCAGCUCCCAGCCCUUCCAGGGUCUCACCACGCACCGCUGCGCCUUCCGGGGGCUCCUGGGCUCAGCUGCAAAAGCCUGCAGGGUGCCCCGCCAGGCCCCCCGCGCAGCCCCCAUCCGGCCCGCGUCCCAGCGGAGAAAGAAGUUUCCCUUCCAGGGGAGAAGCACAACCCAGGAGGACUUCCCGGAGUGGGAGGCCUGCCGCCCCCGGGAACCCAUGAGGCCGCAGCAGCAGAUGCCUGGCCCGUCGGGGACGUUCGACGGGGUGAGCACCUUCCAGUCCCACUACGUGCCCCACGAGCUGGUGCCCACAGCCAGCUGCAAGCCUGCCCAGGCCGCGGUGCGGAGCUCCAGUCCCUUCGACGACGUGACCUGGUACUCCACCGAGUUCGCCCCCAAGAAGCGGGAGGUCUGCCCGGCCAGCUACCCCUCCCCGCCGGGGUACAUCUUCGAAACGACCAACUCCCGAGGACACAAGUUCUUCCGCAAGAUUGCACCCGCCUCCUCCUCCGGGUAGGCCUCCUAGCAUGCCCACCUCCUAGCCGAGGAGGAGGCUGACUCGGAGGAUGUGGCGCUGUUUAAAGUCAGAAAAAAAAAAUGCAUGAGAGCUAACACAAAUCCUCGUGAAGUUUUUAAAUCAGGAAAAUUGGAAAAUCGCCCAACAGGCGCGGCUCAGUGGUUGAGCAUCGACCUAUGAACCAGGAGGUCAU
Messenger RNA from Myotis brandtii (Brandt's bat), 994 nucleotides. RefSeq names its product stabilizer of axonemal microtubules 2 (gene SAXO2). Gene Ontology annotation, biological process: microtubule anchoring. Gene Ontology annotation, cellular component: ciliary basal body; sperm flagellum; axonemal microtubule. Gene Ontology annotation, molecular function: microtubule binding. Lineage: Eukaryota; Metazoa; Chordata; Mammalia; Chiroptera; Vespertilionidae. Bases 1 to 801 code for a protein of 266 amino acids. The record is from RefSeq and is a predicted model, not a curated record. The transcript has 2 exons.